Molecule: messenger RNA, 724 nt
Organism: Sphaeroforma arctica JP610
Lineage: Eukaryota; Ichthyosporea; Ichthyophonida
Exons: 1
Source: RefSeq, a predicted model, not a curated record
AUGUGUGGCCGCAGCAGAGACGCCCGUGACAGCGGGAACAAACACGCUCAGAGAUGCGAUCAUAGUGCCAAUGAAGGUGACGUGCUCAUAUUCGCUGCGGGUGGAGUGUAUGUAUUGGAAAGUGCGGUGCAAAUAGACAAGGCAUUGACAAUUCGAUCGGAGGAUGCUACCUCUCAGGGGAUAGUCGAGGCACUCACACCUGUUAUUUUCGCAAUAAACAAUGUCACUGAGUUCCAGAUGGAGGAUGUUUUUUUACGGGAUAGUGCGGGUGCAGAGUGUGGGUUGAAGGAGCCUAUCGCACUGACAGCCGAGUUCAGCUAUGAGCUCUUCCCUCCCGUCACAACAAAUACCGCUGGCACAAUGAAGAUGGGUAUUACAGACGGUGGUUUGAAUGUGGUAGGGUCCAUAGGUGAGCUGUUCAACACGCGAGUGUUAACAGAAAUAAUGUUCGACGAUUGCGACUAUGCGGGUGGGAAGAUUCUUGCACCUUUCAUAGAUAUUUUACCAAACUGUAGGGCUGAUCUUGGAUUUUCGGUUAAAAUGAAAGAUUUUGGUAGCUGUGGUGUUACUAUCACCGAGUGCCCCACGAUGAAUACAUAUGAAUCUGACUCGAAGAUCUGGUUCGAUGAGCUCGUUACCAUGGGAGACGAAGAAGCUCAACUGCGCGUGCCUGUAAACCGGGCUAGUACCGCUAUGAUCCACUUGAAAAUUGAGAUCGAUACAG